AUGAGUCGCAAAUCAACUCCAACAGUCAAGACUGCGACCAACUCUCACACCGUGACGUCCAACCGUCCUUCCUACACCAUCUUGCACAGCGACAAGCUCAGCAAUGUCCAGCCCCCAAAAGCAAAGGACAGGACGAUUCCUAAACCUUCUGAGCCCGGCGUGAUGGGUGGCGGUGGGAUGGAGGACAUUCUUUCACGCCUCAAGCUCAAUGAUUCUCGCAAACCUGCUCCUGCCCCCGCGGGCGAGGUCAAGUCGCGCAAGGCUGAUGAUUUUGGGAACCUCGACAAGCUUUUGAACAAUCUUCACGAUUCUAGCAAGGCCUUGAAGAAGCAAGAGCAGGAACUCCGAAGCGAAAUGCAAUCUGAGAAUCACAAAGCCCACACCUCAAGCGAUGACAGCCUCGAUGCUGCAAAAUCUGUUCACCACCACACAACGGCUCUGAAUAAGGUUGAUGUGGCUGAAAUGAUGCGUGUCAAGCAGGAGCUCGAGGCGGCGAGAUCCGUCAUUUCACGCCAGGAGCAGGAGCUUGCUGAGACCCGCACACUGAAACAAACCAUCGACCAAGCCAUGGGUCCCCCUUCUGAAGUUGACUUUGGCGCCUCUAACGAUAUCUCGGAGCAAACCAUCGGCCAUCUGCAAAGUGCUUUCAACGCUUCUGCUCGUCCGUUCACUUCGCAGACCGACGCUUGGGCUACCCAGGACGACCACCGCAAUGACUUCAUGCGUAGCAGGGCUAUCUGGAACAAUCCUUCGACGUCGGUGACGAACCUUUUGGCUACCAACCCUCCUGCUCCGGCAUAUACCCACCAUCGCGAUGCCCGUCUCUCUGGCCAGGCUUACAACGGAGUCUAUGGAGCGCCCUUUUCUCCAGCUGAGGCCACUUUCCAACCUCGCAACUUCUCAGGCAUUGGAGGUCCGCUGGCAUAUGACAUGAGGUCAAAUAACGACAUCAUGCCAAUGAACCCCACUCUCGGAAUGAGACGCAACGGUGGACAGCUGAGAAUCAACCCAGGCCUUGCUGAUCCUAUGUCCCAGCUUAGCAGCUUCCCCCCUGCCGCUUCCACCUUGACACCACCACCAAUCAGUCCGGUCGGGUUUCCAGGCCAAUACAACUAUCAACGAGGAAUCACAACCCCGAUCACUCCCGCCACGGACUUCAACACUGCUGGCGUGCAGAGCACUGGAAACCCGUGGCCGCUCUCGGGUGGUGGCGGCGGUGGUGUGAAUGGCCAGACCUAUGUCACGCCUCUCGAGCCAAUGAACUAUCGCCGCCUCCUCGACAAGUCCGUGUCCUGUGAUUGGAAGUACAUUGUUGACAAGAUUGUCUGCAACAAUGACCAGCAGGCUAGCAUCUUCCUCCAGCAGAAGCUCAAGGUCGGUACGGCUGAACAGAAGUUUGAGAUUGUUGAAGCCAUCGUCAAUCAAGCCUAUCCGCUCAUGAUCAACCGGUUUGGCAAUUUCCUUGUCCAGCGCUGCUUUGAGCAUGGAACACCCGAACAAGUUGUUGCCAUUGCUGAUGCCAUUCAUGGCAACGUCCUUUCCUUGAGCAUGGAUCCAUUCGGCUGCCACGUCAUUCAAAAGGCCUUUGAUUCGGUUCCAGAAGACCACAAGGCUGACAUGGUCCGAGAAUUGCUUCGCCGCAUUCCUGAUACGGUUAUUCACCGCUAUGCUUGUCAUGUCUGGCAGAAGCUCUUCGAGCUCAGAUGGAGUGGGGAGCCACCACAGAUCAUGCUGGAGGUCAAUAAGGCUCUUCGCGGUAUGUGGCAUGAAGUUGCAUUGGGCGAAACAGGGAGCUUGGUGGUUCAGAACAUUUUUGAGAAUUGCAUCGAGGAAGAGAAGAGACCCGCCAUUGAAGAAGUGAUUGCCAAUAUCGACCUCAUUGCCCACGGUCAGUUCGGCAACUGGUGCAUUCAGCACUUGUGUGAGCACGGCUCUCCACCUGACAAGCGCCGUGUCAUUGACCACAUUCUUGCCAAUUCCUACAGCUACAGCAUUGAUCAAUUCGCGUCUAAAGUUGUUGAGAAGUGUCUCAAGAUCGGAGGACCGGAAUUCUUGGACCGCUAUCUCGGAGUCAUCACCACUGCUCACCCCGAUCGCCCGCGCAUCCCACUGAUCGACAUUGCUGGCGACCAAUAUGGCAACUAUCUGAUUCAAUGGAUCUUGAUGAACACUCACCACCAUCAGCGAGAGCAGGUGGCCAUCCAUAUUCGAAAGCACAUGGUCUCCUUGCGUGGCUCCAAAUUUGGAUCUCGAGUUGCCAUGCUCUGCUGCAACCCGAAUUCGGUCACUCGUCCUGGUCCCGGAGCAGUUGUCAACCCUUUCGGUGCUCCUGGCCAACCGCGCAACCAAUGGCCUCGCUUCCGCUAG
Fonsecaea erecta is the source of this 2367-nucleotide messenger RNA. RefSeq lists its product as hypothetical. Gene Ontology annotation, biological process: post-transcriptional regulation of gene expression. The record is from RefSeq and is a predicted model, not a curated record. Gene Ontology annotation, molecular function: mRNA 3'-UTR binding. The transcript has 3 exons. Bases 1 to 2367 code for a protein of 788 amino acids. Gene Ontology annotation, cellular component: cytoplasm. NCBI's taxonomy places the organism in Eukaryota, Fungi, Ascomycota, Eurotiomycetes, Chaetothyriales, Herpotrichiellaceae.